AGCUGCCCGUCUUUUACCGAUAGGACAGUUCUUGAUAGUAGUAUCUACUGGUCUAGCAUCAUGAAGAUUUUUGCCUUUGCUCUCGUUCUCCUGGCCGGUCUGGCGGUGGGUGCGGAGGUCGAUAGUGCCCCGGAAGUGUCAGCGGAUCUGGAAGUGCCAGCCGAUCUGGACGUUCAGGAACAACCGGAAGCUCCUAUCCAACCGGAUAGCGCUGUGGAUGCAGUUGAGGAACCAUCAGAACCAAGCGAGGGCCAAGCACCAGAGGAACCAGCGGCUCCGGAACAAGAGCAGGAGGAACAAGAUGAGGAGGAAGCCGACGAAGAAGAUUCAAACUCCGACGAAUCGGAAGAGCGCGAUGAACUGGAAGAUGUGCAAGUAAUUGCGAAGGAGCUAGAAGAGCGCCAGCAAGAGUUGGACCAUCUGAAACGGUUCCUUGUUGGACGUCUCCAGGCCACAGCGAUUCGUCGUCCCUGGGUUCGGCGCCGUCCUUGGCCUUGGACUCGUCGCCCAAGAACUCUCCCUCGCUUAGUGCUGUAGAGAGCGAUUCAAAUCAACAAUACGAUAAAGCAGUAGAUCAAACCAUACCAGCGAAAAUUGUCAUGCAAUAAAAUUUCAAUCUAUAGUUCCCUGCAA
Messenger RNA from Anopheles maculipalpis, 633 nucleotides. RefSeq names its product glutamic acid-rich protein-like. The transcript has a single exon. NCBI's taxonomy places the organism in Eukaryota, Metazoa, Arthropoda, Insecta, Diptera, Culicidae. The record is from RefSeq and is a predicted model, not a curated record. The coding region runs from base 61 to 537 and encodes 158 amino acids.